Messenger RNA from Micromonas pusilla CCMP1545, 978 nucleotides. RefSeq lists its product as uncharacterized. The coding region runs from base 1 to 978 and encodes 325 amino acids. Gene Ontology annotation, molecular function: oxidoreductase activity. The transcript is spliced from 3 exons. Lineage: Eukaryota; Viridiplantae; Chlorophyta; Mamiellophyceae; Mamiellales; Mamiellaceae. The record is from RefSeq and is a predicted model, not a curated record.
AUGUCCAUGAGCGUCCCGAGCACGUGCCUCGCCGCGCGUUCCCUCCCCGUCGCCGCGGCCAGGCACCUCAGCGCGUGCCGCUCGCGCGCCGCUCGCGGCCACGUCGCGCCCGCGCAGAUCGCGCGAACGAUCGCGGCGCCGUCCUCCCCCUCCCCCUCCUCCUCCUCCUCGCGCCGCCGCCGGCAUCACGUCCUGACGACCGCGGGGUGGAACGACUUUGAGUGGGGCACCGCGUCGAUCGUCUCCAACGACGCGGCGACCCCCAAGGGCGGGCUCCGGUCCAUCGUGAUCUCCGUCGACGCGAGCGUCGCGGAGGGAUACGUCACUCCCGGGCAGUUCGUCCAGAUGCGAACGUCCGAGGACGGCAAGCCCGCGUUCCUCGCGAUCGCGUCCGCGCCCGCUGACGUUUCGUCUUCCUCCUCCGCGAAAACCAACGAGCUCUCGCUCCUCGUGAAGUCGUCCGACGGCACCGCGGGGGAGAUCUGCGCGUUGGAGGCGGGCGCGGAGGUCGGCGUCUCCCCGGCCAUGGGCUCCGGCUUCGACGUGAGCAAGGCGCCCGCGGACGCCUACCCGACGACGCUGCUCUUCGCGACGGGCAGCGGCAUCUCCCCGAUCCGCGCUCUGAUUACCAGCGGCGCGCUGAAAGGCCGCGACGUGACGCUGUACUACGGCACCGCGAGCGGAGAGACGACCGCGUUUCUGGACGAGUUCGAGACGUGGAAGAAGGCGUGCGGCGUGCGCGAGGUGAAGCACGUGCAGUCUCAGGCGCGUUCUAUACACUGGUCCCCAUACGACCGCGUCGGCGUGGUCGGGGGUCCGCCGACGUACGUCCAGGACCAGCUCAAGGCGGAUUUGGAAAACGUCGACGGAGGGAAAGCGUGCGCAGUGUUGUGCGGGCAGAAGGAGAUGACCGAGGCGGUGAUCGAGGUUUUGGAAGGCGCCGGCGUGCCCAAGGAGCGGUGCAUCAUGAACUUCUGA